ACGAGCAAAGCCGAAGCCGAUUCGCCAUUUGACGUCAUGUCGCUGGAGAGGCUUCCCAGAUGCCAAUGCGUCGAAGUGUAUCGUACAAUGUAUGGAUGUCCGCCAUUCUGGUGGCAGAGCUUCAGACCCUCCGCUGCCUCUACCCCCUAUACAUAGGAGUUUUUGGCCGGCCCCAUGCAGUUCACGCCUCUCCAGUUAAAAGAGAAACUUCUAGGGGCACUUGACGAGGAUAAUAAUGUUAUUGAUGCAGCUGUGGUGCUGGAGGUAAUCUCCAUUUUAGAAAAGUUUCCAAUAACAAGAGAAGCACUUGAGCAAACACGGAUUGGUCGCCAUGUGAAUGAACUGAGAAGAAAGACUACCAAUAAGGAAUUGGCCAAGCGAGCAAAGAAAUUAGUGCGAGGAUGGCAAAAUCUAUUGACUGAUAAUUGUAAUGUUAAUGGUGAUAGUGUUAGUACACCACCUCAACACAGAAAUGUCAGCGUUUUACAAUCAGAUGGUAAUGAGUCAAAGCCAUCAAGUCCUUUUGCUCGAUCUCCAGCAAUAAGUAAAAGUUAUGUCACUCAAGCACGUUCUAGUCUUUCUCCUGCUGUUAGUGGUAGGCCAGUGACCCCAAAUUCUCACUCUAGAGCUACAGUAUCUAAACAACCAAAGGUACCCCAUGUUGGUACCCCUGAACUUAAUAGAUCUAAGUUUAGUCCUGGGUUACCCAGAAACUCGAGUACACCUAAUUUAAGAACAUCAGUUAACAGUCCUAACCUUCAAGUUUUACAAUCCUCUCGAUUAAGCCCUGCUGUCUCUCAUUCGUAUUCUCCCAAGCUACAAAACCAAGCCAAAGCAGACUUCACUGGAAAACCGAGUAAAUUAUAUUCCCCUAAAAUCAGGCCAAAUACACCAUGUCAGUCACCUCAGUUAUUAGGUGCUGAAAGGCCUGGAACACCAGUGGGAAAUGAAGACUCAUUAUCUAGUUUUCCGGGCACUCCUUCCUCAGUUCAGAGUGGCAAUAGUCAGGAAACUGGUAAUGGGCAUGCUAAGAAUAAAAAACGUAAAACAUCACCACAAAAAGGAGGAAAAGAGAAAAAAUCAAAUCAUUCCAGAGAAUCAUUAUCUCAAAGCAGUGAAAUUGGCUCAAGGGCAGAUCAAAGUAAUGUAUCUAAAACAGACAUUGCUAAUCGUAAACGAACACGUCCAGGAGACAACAAUUCUGUCCCACCGGUGAAGCAACAAAAACUAGAUUCUUCUGUUCAUAGUCUUUCAUCAAAACAUCCUUUGAAUGGAAAAUUGUACCAAAAAAAUUCAAGUGAUAAAGCAAAGCAUAAUGCUGUUGUGAUUAAUAGUGCUACCUUGGAAUCUUCACGAAGCUCCAAUAGUCCUCCACUAGAUAAAUCACUGGACUGUUCAACACCUAGUAACAAGAAAUCUGUCACCAGACAAGAUUCCCUUAAAUUUGGUUCAGCUGUAAAAACACCGAAAGUGAAAACAACGGCUGAGUUAAUCGCUGAGCUACAACAAAAAACUGGAAGUGCUAAUUAUGGAAAUGAUAUAUUAGAAAAAUUGAGAACAAAACAAAUAGAACAUGAAGCUGAUGUACAAUGCUCGGUUUUACCACCUGGUAUUAGACCAAGACGUAAACGUAAAAGUAAUGAUUCAUCAUAUAUCAGUGUGCCAUCCCCAUCAUUAAGUCAGACUAAAACUGAACUUGUUCAAAAAUUUUUACAAACUUCACUUUCACCCACAUCUACCGAUUUAAGUUCACAUAUAGAUGAUUUCUCUGUGAAAACAGAAUCUCCCAUUAACUCAUCUCAGAAUGCUGAAGAAUCAAUCAUUAAUAUUUCCAAGGACAAAAAACCAAAAGUUGUUAAAAAUGAAUCUGAAUAUAUGCAGCAAUAUAGUAGGGAAAUUGAGAACUCGAAGGAGUUAGUUGUUAAAACAGAACACAAUAGUGAACAGCAAGAGAAAAGACUAACUAUUGAUGAGAUCUAUAGUCAACUUCCACCUAUUGACAUAGACAGUAUUGAUUGGGAAAGUUCAGACUAUGUGGUCCCUGAACCCCAUUCUGUCCAUGAUGGAGAUGUUUUACGUGUACAUAGUGAACCAUGGGAAGGGGUAAAUGGCUGUCGUGAUCGAAAUAAUGUUUGGCAUGAUUGGGCAAGUACAUUAACUCUGUCAUCCUAUGAUGAUGACCCAUUACAUAUCUUGCCCUAUGUCAUUGUUGAUGAUUAAAUUAUGUUUAUUUAAAUUGAAGGAUUAUAAGAUGUGAACAUGUUAUUAAUAUAUGGAAUGUGUUAUGUGGAUGGGAGUUGUUUAUAUUGAUUUAUUACCUUCUUUCCUAAUAUUAUUUGUUGCAUCAAUCAACCUGUAAAAUUUGCAUUGAAAUUAUUGCUAUAAAAAUUUAUAUCAUGUUUUU
This is a messenger RNA of Patella vulgata (common limpet), 2404 nucleotides long. RefSeq names its product mediator of RNA polymerase II transcription subunit 26. Gene Ontology annotation, cellular component: nucleus; core mediator complex; mediator complex. The coding region runs from base 175 to 2220 and encodes 681 amino acids. The transcript is spliced from 3 exons. Lineage: Eukaryota; Metazoa; Mollusca; Gastropoda; Patellidae. Gene Ontology annotation, molecular function: transcription coregulator activity. The record is from RefSeq and is a predicted model, not a curated record. Gene Ontology annotation, biological process: positive regulation of gene expression; regulation of transcription by RNA polymerase II.